AUGGAACGAAUAAAGGAUGGUAUCGGAGAUAAGCUUGGACUAAUCCUCGCGUCGAUUGGAAGUUUCAUCGGUGGAAUCUCACUCGGUUUCUAUUUGAGUUGGCGUAUGACGUUGGUAAUGCUCAUCACGGUACCAUUGCUGAUAGGAGCAACACAAUUCUCUGGAAAGUUACUUUCACGAGCAUCCAAGAUGGAGAAUUACGCGUAUUCAUCAGCGGCAGCCCUUGCCAACGAAGUGAUUGCCGGAAUACGAACGGUUAUGGCCUUCAACGCUCAGCCAUUUGAGAUUCAUCGAUAUGAAAAAGAACUGAAAGAAGCGAGAAAGUUGGGCAUCCGAAAAGCAUUCAUUUUGGCAAUGUUCUCUGCACUGCCUCUAUUUCUGAUGUUCGCCGCAAUGGCCUUCUCAUUCUGGUACGGUAGCACCUUAGUGAUAGCUGGUAUCGUGUCUCCGGGUACAAUCUUUGCUGUUUUCUGGUCAGUAUUCUUGGGAACACGACGUCUGAGUGAUGUGGCUCCACAGCUUGGAGCCUUUUUAGGGGCAAAAAUGGCUGCUGCAGAUAUUUUCGCUGUUAUUGAUAGGGUGCCAGAAAUCGAUCCGAUGAGCAGUGACGGUCUAACACCGGAGGAAUUUGUAGGACGUCUAGCCUUCAAUAAUAUUCAUUUUUCUUACCCGUCUAGACCAACCGUAAAGAUUCUCGAUGGUGUCAGCUUUGAGGUUAACCCUGGUGAAACUGUAGCUUUGGUUGGGCAUUCAGGAUGUGGAAAGUCGACGAUCAUCAGCUUACUUCUCCGAUUCUAUGAGCAAAGUGCAGGAAUGGUAGCCCUUGAUGGUAUUCCACUGCGAGACUACAAUGUCAUGUGGUGGCGUUCAGUUCUUGGUGUUGUACAGCAAGAACCAGUGAUAUUUUGUGCCACGGUCGCUGAAAAUGUGCGGUAA
This is a messenger RNA of Haemonchus placei, 936 nucleotides long. The record is from the annotation of a GenBank genome assembly. Lineage: Eukaryota; Metazoa; Nematoda; Chromadorea; Rhabditida; Trichostrongylidae.